GCCAAGCGUGUGCACCGAACAGGAGGUCAUCUUCACACGCCAAGAUUUAUUAUCCGAUGUCCACGAACGCACUUUCCUCUUCUUUCUCUGGCGUUAGAGUCACCAGUGGAGAGUCGCUGAAAGGUUCGCGCGACCGCACCGUUCUCGUUGUCCAAGCCCGGCGAACCAAGGCGUCCGCCCCGUCCCGCUCCGCUGCUAAGGUGGCUAAGUUCGGCUCUACUGCUCCUCCCGAUCUUUAUCCCGAAUUCGGCGUUUAUCCCGGCGGUGGAGAAUCGCCAAUUAUUCCUUUCGACGACGACAAGAACGCUGAACGAGAGAUCAUUCAUGGUCGUUGGGCCAUGCUUGGCGUGACUGGAGCUUGGGCAGCAGAAAAUGGUACUGGCAUUCCGUGGUUUACUGCUGGUACUCUCUGCACACCGGAUGAUUGCACUGCGGUCGCAGACAAGUUUCCCGGAGCUGUCGCACCCCUUGCUCCUGAGGGCUCAGGGUAUCCAUCAUUUUGGGCCGUACUUUCCAUCGAAGUUUUCCUUGUUGGAUCAGCUGAGUGCUACCGCACAGGUCUCUUUGAAAACCCUUUUCCUGAGCUCGAGCUGUCUGUCACCCCCGGUGGACGGUUUGACCCCUUGGGCUUUGCUGAGGCUGGUGACCUCGAAGAGCUCAAAGUUAAAGAGCUUAAACAUUGCCGGCUCUCCAUGUUCGCGUGGCUUGGCUGCAUAGCACAAGCACUCGCCACACAGGAAGGACCGAUUGCCAACUGGCAGGCACAUGUGGCUGACCCUGUCCACGCCAACGUUCUCUCCAAUGCGGCAUCUGGUUUCGGAUUCUAUUGAAAUAUCCAAACUUCUAUUUCAGAUAGGAUAGGAUCUAAGAAACGACAGUGUUCACUAAAGAAUGAAACAAAAGUGAGUCUCUUAAUACAAAACCAGUGUUGCUCCACGUUGACAAAAUAAACAAUAAAUAGGCAGAGUGAUAUAAAACAAUACUGCGUAUUCUGUGAA
Molecule: messenger RNA, 998 nt
Organism: Micromonas pusilla CCMP1545
Lineage: Eukaryota; Viridiplantae; Chlorophyta; Mamiellophyceae; Mamiellales; Mamiellaceae
Gene: LHCP1
Product: prasinophyte specific chlorophyll a/b-binding protein, chloroplast precursor
Exons: 2
Coding region: 57-830 (257 amino acids)
Biological process (GO): response to light stimulus; photosynthesis, light harvesting in photosystem I
Cellular component (GO): membrane
Source: RefSeq, a predicted model, not a curated record